UCACGCCGCUCCGUGUGACGGUGGGGGGAAGCGGGUUGUUAGCGGUGGGGUUGGGAUCGGAGGGUCCCGGGGACGCGAUAUGGAGCUGGGUUGGCUGCUAUGGGGCGCGGCGGUGCUGCUGUUGCUUCAUCUCCUGAUGGAGCUCAGCCCCGCUGUGAACUUCGUGCUGCGCGUCGGUUUUUACUACGUGUUGUGCAUCGUCUGCUCCGGGCUCACCGCUCCCGUCUGUCUCCUCGUCAACGGCGGCCGCACCGUCAAGAAUAUGAGGAUCAUCAAAACCGUGGUCAAGUCAUUCAAAUAUUUCUUCGGCCUGAGGUUUGAGGUGAAAGGACUGGAGAAUUUUGAGGUGGAGGGCCCUGCCAUCAUUGUGUCCAACCACCAGAGCAUGCUCGACAUGAUGGGGCUGAUGGAGAUCCUGCCCGAUGACUGUGUCCAGGUGGCCAAGAAGGAGCUGAUGUACGCCGGCACAGUGGGGCUCAUCAUCUACCUCGGGGGUGUCAUCUUCAUCAACAGGAAGAGCACCAGCAGUGCCAAGAUGGUGAUGGCGGAGGUGGCCAAGACUAUGACAGCUGAUAACGUGAAGGUGUGGGUGUACCCAGAGGGCACGAGGAACUGCACGGGGGAUUUGCUGCCAUUCAAGAAAGGAGCAUUUCAUCUCGCUGUCCAGGCACAGGUCCCAGUGAUCCCCGUGGUCUAUUCCUCCUUCACCACUUUCUACAACCCGAAGAAGAAUCUGUUUACAUCAGGCAAAAUCAAGGUCGAGGUUCUCCCUCCGAUAGAAACCAAAGGGCUGACAUCAGACGACGUCUCCGACCUCACUGACAAAUGCUUCAACAUCAUGAGGGAGACCCUUUUCAAGCUGUCCGGCCGCCCAGGUGAUGGGAAGGAUUCCUCCUAAGUGCUGCUCCAGCAGCGUCACCGUGUGGCGGUGACCGAAGGGACCCAUCUGCUGCCAAACACCAAAGGAACAUCUCUUCCUCUGCAGUGACUUGGAACUCUGGGGAUGCCAUGGACUGGCACACGAGGCGUGUGGAGCCAGCAGUGAGGCUCCCCCCCUCUGAGUGGAUUUCUCUUAAGGAUUCAUUAUCUUGCAAUGAAACGUUUCAUUUUUUUCCUCUGUGUUUCUCAGGCACCAAACAUGCGCUACCAAAGGGCUCAAUGUCCAGAUCAGGUGAGUUCUCCGGCUCAGGCAGCUGCCCAUGGGGCAGUGAGGAGGUCCUGGCAGGAGGUUGGGCUCUACCCCAUGUGAGUGUUCCUGCUGGCUGUCAGGUGCUGCCCCAGAUGAGGAGCCACCAGGCAGCAGCGUGUCCCUGCACAACCUUGAUGCUGAGAAUUGGGUCAAGAUCAUGAAGAUCCAAACUCUGUCUGCCCAGCAGCACAGCCCUGUGCUCAGUGCAUCCCUAGGCAGAGCACUGAGGCCUUUACCUGAGAGAUGCCCUUGAAUCUCAGCAGCAUCUUGUGCUGGGGCUCUGCAUUGCCCAAGCAUUCUGAAGCCAAGCCUUCCCCUUUGAGGAAAGCUCCUAUAGGGUCAAUAACUGAGCUGAAAAGGGGAACGUGUGGGGCCAGUCAGCCUUGAGCCCUUCCUAAGGCUCAGCUUCUCAUUAAAACAAGUGCUCUCCCCCAUUGAAGGGUGCAGCAGUGCAGAGGGAAGCUGUCAUCUCACCAAGUGCUUGCUGCUUGGGUGGGUUUGGCUGUGCUGUUUGUUCAAGCUCCUUGCAGCAAUCAUCGUGGUGCCUGGGGUACAUUAUGCAGAUGCUAAGGGCUCUGUCAUGCUCAUCUUGUCAUGGUCAGCACUGGCCGAAAGAUGGUGCCUGUCCCAUGUCUUUGUGCUGAUCUCAGCUGAGCUGCUGCUCUGCAGGAGCUGCAAAACUUGUUGGGGAGCCUGCAGGGUGUGUGAGCUGAGUCUGUAAUGGGAAGAGAUUCAGCUUUCACCCUGGGGAAAAUGGGCUUCAUCCCUGUUCGAGGAGUUUGGAUAAAGGGCUUUCUGAGCAGAUGGGCAGUGCUCCUGGAGCCCUUGCUGUUGCUCUCUGCGAAGAGCAGGGCUGGCUCAGGUCUGUGAUUCCUGGGCUCAGAGAGGCUUGAGAGCUCUUGCUAAUGCAGCAGGGAGCACCACGAGAUGAGCCUGGGUACAGCGUAGCCGGCUUCUAUGUGGCUGCAUUGCUCUAAAUAGUCUCACAGGGCAUUUUGAGGGGUAAAAACUCACCUGGGCAAGGCACAGCCAGCAGAUCCCGAGGCAGGGAGCCCUUGGGCUGAAUUCUGCAAAGCUGGGGCUUUAUCCUGGUGUCUUUAUGGUACUGUCUCAGGGGUCAGACCUGCCAAGGGAACGGGUCGGGGUGGGAGGAUGGAAACCCAACCAGCACUUUGUAAGAAUGGCAGCAAAAUGGCUGUUAUGGAGGUGAAACCCAGGAGUGCUCUAUGGGAGCAACUCAUGCAGCACCUGGGAGAAAGAAGCAGUGCCUCUGUGUGCAGUUGUCUACUGUUUUAAUCAGGUUGAGAAUAAUAUAUUUUGCUUAAAAAGAAAAAAAAAAAAAGUAUGUUUUUGAUUAUUUAAAUGAAGGAGACUCCUGGUUUUAUGUGGGAGGAGAACUGCUGCGGGAGGAAGAGCCCAUAAGCAAAGUGGGGCCAUGGAGGGAGCUCCAUCCCUCCAGUAAUGAGCCUGCAACCUCUGUGCACAGCAGGAGGCUUUGGUUUAGUGCAACUCUGCAGCAUGGCUGCACCCACAGAGCUCCUCCUGCAACUGUGGUUGUAGCAAAGUGUUGUACUGGAUUGUUCAUGUCUACUACACCUGCAACCUUGGCUUGAGCAAACAGAGCUGGGGAGGUUGGUAUGGACUGCCAAGGCAGCAUCGGUUGGGUGGGGGAAUAACAGCCACCUUGACAGCUGGUGCUGUGCCAGUGUAAACAAGUGGGCUUUGUCCGGACCCUGUCUGCAGAGCAGGUGUGCGGGGGACUUGGCCUCACCCUGUUGGCACAGCUGAGCAACGCAGGUUUGUCCCUGUCUGUACUGUGCUGAUGAUGGGAGUGUCACAGGGAAAGGUUCUGCAUUAAAGCAAUAAAACCAG
Messenger RNA from Coturnix japonica (Japanese quail), 3061 nucleotides. RefSeq names its product 1-acylglycerol-3-phosphate O-acyltransferase 2 (gene AGPAT2). The record is from RefSeq and is a predicted model, not a curated record. Gene Ontology annotation, cellular component: endoplasmic reticulum; membrane. Gene Ontology annotation, biological process: phosphatidic acid biosynthetic process. Lineage: Eukaryota; Metazoa; Chordata; Aves; Galliformes; Phasianidae. Gene Ontology annotation, molecular function: 1-acylglycerol-3-phosphate O-acyltransferase activity.